AUGCUGGGCAUGUUCAGACCAUCAGCGCCUCGUCUGGGUGGUCUGCUAUGGAAGAGACCAUGGCGGCUCAGCGCUCCCCAAAAACAACGGCAGCGCAAACGGUUAAAGCUUGUCGACCAGGUCGUUGAUACUUUGAGCAAUGCGUUGCAGAAACAGGGCCUAUCCGCCAAAGCAAUUGACCGCUGGUACGCCGAAAUGCCUCGUGAAGAGGAGAUGCUCGCCAAGGAUAAAUACACUAUUUUCGACAGGAAAGAGCGCAAGUACAGGAAGGGAAUACACAAAUUACCGAAGUGGACAAGAGUCAGUCAGAGAUUGAACCCGGCUGGUUUCUAG
Lithohypha guttulata is the source of this 333-nucleotide messenger RNA. RefSeq lists its product as uncharacterized. The transcript has 2 exons. Gene Ontology annotation, cellular component: mitochondrial large ribosomal subunit. Gene Ontology annotation, molecular function: structural constituent of ribosome. NCBI's taxonomy places the organism in Eukaryota, Fungi, Ascomycota, Eurotiomycetes, Chaetothyriales, Trichomeriaceae. The record is from RefSeq and is a predicted model, not a curated record. Bases 1 to 333 code for a protein of 110 amino acids.